CUGGAGGCAGCAGGUUUGAGUGCGCACUGCGUUCAGACAACUUGAUCCAGAGUAACAGUAAAUCAGACAGGGCAGCUCCUCCAGCAGCAGCAGUGAAAUUGUAACCCUGUUGCAAGUAUUUUUGGCCGCUGAUAGGACCGAGUGAGAUCACUGCGGUCUGUUUUCUCGGAUAGACUCAAGAGUUGUUCGUCAAGAGCAACGCAAGGGGAGCGGUUGUUACCAGUCUCUUUUUUUCCCUGAUAGAUCGCAAUAUUACAACACACUGGAAAUGUCCGAAAACAAGCCGAAUGAUGAACCGAAGUUAUCUACGACGGACAGGGUGGUGAAAUCUGUCCCAUUCCCUCCAAGUCACCGGUUGACAGCUAAAGAGGUGUUUGACAGCGAUGGGAAGCCCAAAGUGGAUGUGCUGAAAGCCCACUUAACCAAGGAAGGGCGUGUUGAGGAAGGAGUAGCCCUAAGGCUCAUAGGAGAGGGAGCUGCGAUCUUGCGUUCAGAGAGGAACCUGCUGGAUAUUGAUGCUCCUGUGACAGUGUGUGGCGACAUCCAUGGGCAGUUCUUUGACCUGAUGAAACUCUUUGAGGUCGGAGGAUCACCGGCUUCUACUCGUUACCUUUUCCUGGGGGACUACGUUGACAGGGGAUAUUUCAGUAUUGAAUGUGUGCUGUACUUGUGGGCCUUAAAGAUACUGUACCCCAAAACACUGUUUUUGCUGCGUGGGAACCAUGAAUGUAGACAUUUAACAGAGUAUUUCACAUUUAAGCAAGAAUGUAGAAUUAAGUAUUCAGAGAGGGUGUAUGACGCAUGUAUGGACGCCUUCGACUGCCUUCCCUUGGCUGCACUUAUGAACCAGCAGUUCCUUUGUGUACAUGGAGGACUGUCUCCAGAAAUCACAAAUCUUGAUGACAUCAGGAAACUAGACAGAUUCAAAGAGCCGCCAGCGUAUGGGCCCAUGUGCGACCUGCUGUGGUCCGACCCCCUGGAGGACUUUGGGAAUGAAAAGAGCCAAGAGCAUUUUACACACAACACAGUGCGAGGGUGUUCCUACUUCUACAGCUACCCUGCAGUUUGUGAAUUUCUACAUCACAAUAACUUAUUAUCUAUCAUCCGGGCCCAUGAAGCGCAAGAUGCCGGAUAUCGCAUGUACAGAAAGAGCCAGACUACUGGCUUCCCGUCCCUUAUCACCAUCUUCUCUGCACCCAAUUACUUAGAUGUCUACAACAAUAAAGCGGCUGUUCUGAAGUAUGAGAACAACGUGAUGAAUAUUCGACAGUUCAACUGUUCACCUCAUCCUUACUGGCUGCCCAACUUCAUGGAUGUUUUCACUUGGUCCCUGCCUUUCGUUGGAGAGAAGGUGACUGAGAUGCUAGUGAACGUGCUGAGCAUCUGUUCCAACGAUGAGCUGACGACUGACGAGGAGCUGGAUGGUGCCACCGCCUCUGCCCGUAAGGAAGUCAUACGCAACAAGAUUCGUGCCAUUGGAAAGAUGGCCAGAGUCUUCUCUGUGCUCAGAGAGGAGAGUGAGAGUGUGCUGACACUGAAGGGUCUGACCCCGACUGGCAUGCUUCCAUGCGGGGUUCUGGCUGGUGGCAAAGAGAAGCUACAAAAUGAAACCGCAGCUACUAUUGAAGCUAUUGAGGCUGACGAAGCCAUCAAGGGCUUCUCACCUCAGCAUAAGAUCACCAGCUUUGAGGAGGCAAAGGGCUUGGACCGCAUUAAUGAGAGGAUGCCGCCGCGGCGAGAUGCGCUGCCCUCUGACGCCAGCCUCAACUCCCUCAACAAGGCCCUGUCCUCGGAGACCAACGGCACGGAUGCCAAGGGAAGCACCAGCAGUGGCAGCAACAUUCAGUGAAGGCCGGCAGCAGUUGUAAGCUGGGCCCCGCCCCCUGCCUCAUCUCGGCCCACCACAGCAGAAUAGGGGCAAAGGGUGAAGGAGUGGAGAGGGUUGUAAUGUGGAGUUGGGAGGCAUCUGUGGCUCACACUGUUGGGGGGGAGGGACACAUCUCACUUUGCUCGUCUGUGGUUAUGCCUUCAAAUAUUAGUUCAUAGUCAAAUCUGCUAAGUUAUUGCCGGUUCACAUUUCUGCGGCUCAUGCCUUUAGUGUGUCUGAGGCCGUGCCACAUCACAGUCUGCUGCAAGGAAAGGGAAGGAGAGAGAGAGAGAGAUGGAUUCUAAAGGUGAUUUAAUUUCCCUUUUUUCCUCAGAAGACCCUUGCUCAUUCACACCGAAAUGGAAAGUCACGUAACUUCUUACUAACUAUUGUACGUUUACAAAAAUACAGCACUAAAAGAAAAAGGACAGAACAUGAGAUCAUGUUUUUAACAUAUAAGGGUGUACAAACUAAAUAAGGACUAUUUAUUGAUAACUUUUUUUUGCUACUCUUAUAAAAAAAAGCUCUGAAUUUAAUUAGGCAGUCUUAAAAAGAAUGUUGCAAUGUUGUCGAAAUGCCAAAUAAUGGAACGUUUUAUGGUUUUGUACAUAUUAUGCUUACCUCAGGUUCAUUUGGUGUGUGCUUUGACCUGAUUUUUUUUCUGUAUAACGGCUAAAUAACUCGGUAAUGAAUAACUAUUUUCUUGAGUUUCAUAACUGGAAUUUACAUUUACCUAUCUAUCAUUUGCAAAUAUGUUUAUUUUUUUGUCUCUAUCAGAGGGGCAGGGGGGCAGAUGUAUCGUGGCUUGCUGGAAUUGAGUGUUAAUUUUCCUCUUUUUAAGUAUUGCGAACAAAGUUAAAAAAUAGAGAACCUAUAUUGUGUAAAGAAAAAAAAAGAUUACAAUAAACUUACAAGUGUCUGCCUAUGCAUGUUUUAUAAAAAUCCGACAAAGGAAAUAGAAAAUCUUAAAACCUUGGCUGUGGAGGCCUGUUUUGAAAUAUAUUGCGCUUUAGUGAAUAUAUACUGGAAACGUAUACCUGCAUACUUUCAAUUAACACCAUGAUGCUUUACGCCUUCAACUUUUUUUUUUUUUUUGUAAUUGAAGCAUUUAUUGAUCUAUGAUGAAUGAGAAAUCAUAUUUUUAACCUGCGCUUGUCAGUGCACACAGUCCAAUUACGCAUGUUUGACAAUUCUUGUGAGGUGUGUGGUUACAUGUGGAACUCAAAAAUGCAUGAUUAGCUGUUUGUGUCAUAUAACAGGUAAACAAUGGGUUUUUGUUUUGUUUUGGUAAUGUGCCACAGGACGUGUAAUUUGACUAUGAUUACUAUGAUUAUUAUUAUUAUUAUUAUUAUUAUUAUUAUUAAAAUAUUUGGAACUCUGCUUUGUAUAUCAGUUUUAGGUUUGAUACUGCUCAAUACUUUAAGAUGAAACAAAAACAUAUGUCGAUCUUUUUUAAGAACUGCUUAAGUGCCCGAGUAAUUCACUACACGACAUGAAGCCUUGCUUUUGUAAUUUAACUUCAGAACUGUUGGCAGAUGAGGCAUGCACUUGCAACUAUGAAAAGUAUUUUAUAUAACUGUUCAAUAAAAUGUGCAUGAAUUUCAACUUGAA
Molecule: messenger RNA, 3478 nt
Organism: Cynoglossus semilaevis (tongue sole)
Lineage: Eukaryota; Metazoa; Chordata; Actinopteri; Pleuronectiformes; Cynoglossidae
Product: serine/threonine-protein phosphatase 2B catalytic subunit alpha isoform
Exons: 15
Coding region: 269-1849 (526 amino acids)
Biological process (GO): calcineurin-mediated signaling
Molecular function (GO): calmodulin-dependent protein phosphatase activity
Source: RefSeq, a predicted model, not a curated record